UUAAUUAAAAAAACAGAAAAACAAAGGUUAACAACCCAACACCAAACAUUUUAACAAAUUCCAAAUCCAAGUGCCAAUUCUACAAGUGACGUUUGAAAAGAUCGAAUGGAAAAAAUGUUUAUAUAAUGUUACUUCCCAUUUGGUCUUCUCUUCAAACAUCUCUCGACAAAAAAAAGAAGUUGCACAAUGGUGAACUUUGUUGAGGUACAAAAACCAUUGUUAUACGGUCUGAUGAAAAUGGCCGGCGUCGUUCCUUACACUUUAGAGAUCGAACCAGGGACGAAGAUAAACUUUUGGGUCCCUAAGGAAACCCUAAAGAAGAAAUCCUGUACCGGAAAACCAACUAAACCCGAUAAACCGAAAAAGCCUGCCGUUUUGUUAAUCCAUGGUUUCGCCGGCGAAGGAAUCGUGACGUGGCAGUUCCAAGUCGGUGCAUUAUCCAAGAAAUACUCGGUCUACAUACCGGACCUCCUCUUUUUCGGUGGAUCCUACUCCGACAACUCGGACCGGUCUCCGGCGUUUCAAGCCGACUGUUUGGUCAAGGGGCUACGUAUCCUCGGCGUGGAUAAGUUUGUUCCCGUAGGGUUUAGCUACGGGGGCAUGGUGGCUUUCAAGAUCGCUGAGGCUUACCCGGACAUGGUUAGAGCAAUCGUUGUGUCUGGUUCGAUUCCCACGAUGACCGAUACCAUUAAUGAGGCGAGCUUGAACCGGUUAGGGUUUAGUUCUUCCACGGAUCUCUUGUUACCGACUUCGGUUAAGGGACUUAAGGCUCUCUUCACCAUUGCUGUGCAUAAACCCAUGUGGUUCCCUAAACGAUUGUUCAAAGACUACAUCGAGGUAAUGUUUAACAACAGGAAAGAAAGAGCUGAACUGUUAGAGGCUGUUGUAGUCAGCAACAAGGAAGCGCAAAUCCCUCAUUUCCCACGGAAAAUACAUUUCUUAUGGGGUGAAAGUGAUCAAAUCUUUGAUCUCGAAUUGGCUAGAGACAUGAAAGAACAACUAGGUGAGAAUGCAACAAUAGAGAGUAUAAAGAAGGCAGGCCAUUUGGUACAAUUGGAAAGACCUUGUGUUUACAACAGGCGUCUCAAAAAGUUUCUUGCAUCUAUUCACUCUGAAGAUAAAUAUCUUCAAUAAAUAUAAUUUAAAAUGCUAUUAAGUUUUAUUUGAUCCUGAUAUGUAUAUGGAUCAUUUAUGUCGAGAUUGUAUAAUUAUUGGGUUGCUUUACUUGAUUUGUCUUUUGAUU
Messenger RNA from Arabidopsis lyrata subsp. lyrata, 1243 nucleotides. Its product is annotated as monoacylglycerol lipase ABHD6. The transcript has 4 exons. The record is from RefSeq and is a predicted model, not a curated record. Bases 187 to 1134 code for a protein of 315 amino acids. Lineage: Eukaryota; Viridiplantae; Streptophyta; Magnoliopsida; Brassicales; Brassicaceae.